UCGUACUACACUUUACAUAAUCCAAAUAAACGGCUCUGAGCUGUCUAUUGAGCUGUCAAAAAAAAUACAUACAUACAUAACUACCAACACACCCAAAUCAACUUUAAUCAAAAAUGGCUACCGACGCUGAUGAAGCGCAGCGCCGACGUGAAGAAUGCGAACGCAAGGCUCGUCGUGGGGAGAUGGAUCCCCGCCUGGAGUUUACAUUCCAACUGUUAAUCGACGCAACACAACUGCCGCGGCAUCAACUAAUGGAUUACAUUUUCGAAGGUGAUAUGUUGGACGAAAUUAAUCAACUCUUUCUGCCCAAUAUGAAAAAUAAGCUUUUAUGGUUUUAUCAAGAGGUGGAUGAGCCGGAGCCGCAACCAGUACCAGAUCCCAACAAACCAGGACCUUCGCGUAGUGGCAUUGCAUCAAGUAGUUCAAAAACACCGCAGGGUUCAUCAUCCAGCGGAUCUGCGCCGCCGAAGCCAAAAAAACUUUUUCUGACUGAUGGCUGGACAUGCGGUUUCACCGGGAUUUGUAUUUAUAUCUUUCGCGUAAACACUUCAAAACAAUUACCUGAAGAAGGCUUUCAAAAGGACUUGUACUGUGGAGUUAUCGACGCCAAAAACAUCGGUUUGGUUACCUCUAUUGAACGCAUUGUUGAGUAUGUUUUCAUGCAGGCCCUGGCAUUUCCCAGCUUGGAGGGUGAUGAGGAGGAUGUGAGUUGCGGUCUGAUAAAAGGACAAUUGCUGCCGGGUUUACGAUCAUUUUGCAGUGCUUUGCGUGUUUGCGAGCAAGUUUGUGAUCAUGUCAAUAUUUUCGACGAUAAGUGUGAUAUGUUCGAGAAGAUUGAGCAUAUUGACGAAGUUAAGGAUAUGGCCAAGAACCAAGAGUUUUGUGCUCAGCUGGAGGAGCGUGUAAGUAAUUGGAUAAAAGGUAUUAUGAAAAUACUUGGGGAGAGCGAACAGCUACGGAAGGAGAAUGACUCAAGUGGUCCGCAAGAUGAAUUGGAGUACUGGAAGAAGCGUGGGGCACAAUUUUCCCAAUUGCUUGCUCAUUUGCAAGAUCGUGAGGUGCAGUAUACAUUGCAUUGCCUAUUUUUGGCCGGUUCUCGUGUGAUGCGCAUGUGGAGGGAAACCGAUCGAAAAAUAACAUUUUGUUACAAUGAAGCGCGUGAUAACUCGAAAUUCAUUCAGGCAAUGGAAACCUGCUGUCAUUCUUUGUAUUUGGACGAUCCGGUAUGCAUGAAACAAUCCAUACUAAGUCUGUUGCAAACGGUGCGUCUUAUUUACAGUGUUUCACAAUUUUACAACACGUCCGAGAGAACUUCCUCACUUAUGGUUAAGAUCACUAACCAAAUGAUAGAGACCUGCAAAUCUUACAUCACAUGUCGUAGCAAAGAGACCAUUUGGUCACAAGAUCGCAAUAUAAUACGCACUAAAUUAGGCAAUUGUAUUAAGCUUAAUCAUAUAUAUCACGAAACUUAUUACACCGUUAGAGAGCAACCAUUCUUACCUAACCAAACACCGUUCGGUUUCUCGGAGAAUUUUGUUUUUGGAAAGUUCGACACUUUUUGCGAUCGGUUAUCGAAAAUUAUUUCAAUGUUCAAUUUAAUUGAUGAUUAUAAUCAUCUCUUUGAACGUCGAUUGGAGGGCCUAUUAUUGGGUGAAACUCUACAAGAGGCCAGCAAUCAUUUCGAGGAAGCAAAGAAAGAGAUUCUAUCGAAGAAAUAUGAUUAUCUGGAUCAUAGAAAUGGCGAGUUUAAUGAAGACUUUGAUCGCUUCAUGAGCAAAACCGAUACACUGAAAGAUACUAUAGCCACACUUAUAGAGACCAAUUUUGAUACCGUAUGGGAGACGCCGCAGUGCAUUCGGUUUCUUACACGAUUUGAAAAGGUUAGCGAGAAGAUACCACUAAGUAGAAUGGAUGAGAAGUAUGUACGCAUUAUAAAGUACGUUGAUAAGGAAGUGGAUCGGGUAAAUAAAAUGUUUAAGAAACAGCGCGAUGACCCACCUGUCUGUAGGAAUUUCCCUCCCAUCGCUGGCCGCAUUCGUUGGAGUCGCGCUUUGGAUGCACAUAUGAGAGAAUUGAUGGAAGCUGUGCUCGAGCAUCAGGUGUUGAGCGGUCUGCCCUUGACGAAGGAUUUAGAGAAUCGAUACAACAAUGUCAUUGGCUUACUUAAGGAGUACGAAGCUGAGAUUAUAUCUAUUUGGUUGGAUCAGGAUGUGAGCGUGGCCGAUGCUUGUCUAUUACAGCCUCUGCUUGCUCUGCAAGGUGAUCGCCUAUUCGUUAAUUUGCAUCCCACGAUACCGUUGUUGAUACGCGAGGCAAAGAUGUUGGCCAAAAUGGACAUUGAAUUGCCAAUUGUAGCCGCUACGCUGAUGAGUCGUCAGAAGUAUUUCACUACCAUACAAGACUCUUUGAAUUGCUUAAUCAAAAUGUUUUUGACAACUGUGCGCGCCGUCAAAUUGGAAGUGCGUCCGUUGUUCCUGCCACAAUUGGUGCGGCUCACAGCAAUGCUCAAACCCGGCCUUCACACUAUAAAUUGGACUCAUCAAAAUUGGACGGAGUUCUACGAACGCUGCAAACGCGCUAUCGAGACGUUUAAUGUCCUAGUUGCACGUGUCCACGACAUCUACUCCAAUCGCAUUUUAAAUGUGCUCAUGUGGAUGCAGGAUGUGUCGUUACAAGUCCUGCCUGGAGAGGAUGAAAUCUGGACAGUGGACGAGUUUCUAGAGAAAAGUGAAGAUGCUUGUAGACACGCCGCUAUUGAUUUGAAUCGCAAAAGUCAAAUGGUGUCAGAGGCCGUGGAGGAAGUUCUGAAUUUGGUUGACAAGGCCACGGAGACAUUUAAACAAAUCGCCGGUGAUGAUGUUGUAACGCUAUUUGAUGCGACAUCACGAAAUCAGACACAACCAUCAUCAGCACGAAAGGGGGACGAAGAAGGUGGGCAAAAUGCGGCUGGAACCGCCGGAAAUAGUGGCGGAGGCGGAGGCGGUGGUAAUGCUGGUGCACAACAACAAGACUGGAGCAUUUUAUGGUCUUGUUUUGAGAACCCGCUAACCCUGCUUUCGACCACGGAGAGUCUACCCAAAGGAAUGCAGGAUAUGGUCUGCAAUGCUGUCGUAGAGAUGCGUCGUUACUAUAGUCGUAAGGUAAUUGAUGUCCUCAUUAAAGUAAUACGUGGCACAUUGGACACCAUCAGACGUCGUUUCAUUGCCGACGAAAAUGAUACGCUUUCGAAAAAGCCGAUAUUUGCCUUACAUGCACAGUUGCAGAUUCCACAUGUUGUGAUUAAACCAAAUCUGGAUGAGCUACAAGAGAUACUAAUUACAGCUGGUAAAAAUAUUACCGGCAUUGCAAAGGGUGUGGCACAGUGGACCAGCGGCAAAGAGCCGCAAGUGUCAACAACACCACAACCACGAGUUGGUCGAAAUCACAAUACCGGAAAUCGUACACGUCGCCGCAAGCUCUACACUUUGACCUCCGAGGAACGACCACAAAUGCCGCAUAUGUUGAAAUCAUUUUACGCCGCAAUUAUGGAUAACAAAGAGGUGGCUAAGGCAUUGAAUUUGUUAUCGAACUGCACAAAGAACAUCAAACCGGAGAUACAAACCUACAUAAAACGUUGGAAACCCUACCACUUUCUCUGGAAGAACGACCGUACAACGCGUCAACUAAUGGAGUUCGGCUUGCAAGAGUUCGAGACAACUUUGCGCUGCUUAGCUGAGCUAGAUGCCAAUCUAUUGGUGGAGCCCGAAAUGGAGGUGUUCGGCCAGUGCGUAGCCGUCUACAAUGAGCGCCUUAAAUAUGGCUUGGCCAUUGAGAUCAAAACUUGCAAUCACAAGAUUGGACAGGCCAUGAAGAAGAAAUACAAGAAAGAAAUGGACUAUGUGUACGCAGUGAUUAAUGAAAUGGAUCGCAAGUUGGAUCGACCAAUACGGGAUCUGGAUGAUGUACGUAUGAUAAUGGAAACAUUAAGUAAAAUAAGAGAACAAGAAGUUGACAUGGAGUUGCGUAUUGACCCCAUAGAAGAGGCAUUCAAUGUCCUUACGCGCUACGAAGUGCAAGUGGAACGUGAACAAUUCGAUUUGGUUGAUAACCUGCGUAGUACAUUUCAAAAUUUAUUGGCCUGUGCACUCCAAGCUCAGGUCAAGCUACUCGAUAUGCAACCGUCCUUUCAGGAUGAUCUUAAAAAUAAUUUGGAUAAAUUUAAGCAAGAUAAAAUUCAAUAUGUCAAUGAAUAUCGCACAGCUGGUCCAAUGCAGGCUGGUCUCACACCGCGCGAAGCUUCCGAUCGCUUGAUACUAUUCCAGAAUCGUUUCGAAGGUAUGUGGCGCCGUUUGCAGACCUACCAAAGUGGCGAAGAAUUAUUUGGUUUACCACAAACUGACUACCCGGAAUUGGGACAGAUACGUAAAGAGUUAAAUCUCCUGCAGAAACUCUAUAAACUAUAUAAUGAUGUGAUCGAUCGUGUGAGUAGUUAUUACGAUAUACCAUGGAAUGAAGUGGACAUUGAAGAGAUCAACAAUGAAUUGAUGGAGUUCCAGAACCGUUGUCGUAAGCUACCGAAGGGCUUGAAAGAGUGGCCUGCUUUCCAUGCACUCAAGAAAACGAUUGAUGAUUUCAACGAUAUGUGCCCGUUAUUGGAAUUGAUGGCCAACAAGGCAAUGAAGCCCCGCCAUUGGCAGCGUAUCAUGGAUGUCACAAAAUAUAUUUUUGAGUUUGAUUCGGAAGGUUUCUCAUUGAAGAACAUACUGGAGGCGCCAUUGCUGAAGCAUAAGGAAGAUAUUGAAGACAUUUGCAUUAGCGCUAUGAAGGAAAAAGAUAUUGAAGCAAAGCUGAAGCAAGUCACCAACGAAUGGUCCAUACACGAAUUACAAUUCAUGAGCUUUAACAACCGCGGUGAACUGUUGCUUCGUGGUGACACAACUGCCGAAACAAUAGGUCAACUGGAGGACAGCUUAAUGGUGUUGGGUUCAUUACUUUCUAAUCGUUAUAAUGCACCAUUCCGUAAGCAAAUACAGCAAUGGGUCUACGAUCUCUCCAACUCGAAUGAGAUUUUGGAACGUUGGCUACUGGUGCAGAAUAUGUGGGUGUAUUUAGAGGCCGUCUUUGUUGGAGGUGACAUUGCCAAACAGUUGCCAAAAGAGGCAAAACGUUUCUCCAAAAUUGAUAAAUCUUGGCAGAAAAUAAUGCAACGGGCUCACGAAACGCCGGGUGUGGUUGCGUGUUGCGUUGGCGACGAUCUGCUGAAGCAACUCUUACCCCAUUUGCAGGAACAGCUUGAAAUAUGUCAAAAAUCCUUGAGUGGCUAUUUGGAGCGCAAGCGCAUGAUGUUUCCACGUUUCUUUUUCGUUUCGGAUCCGGCACUCCUGGAGAUACUUGGUCAGGCCUCCGAUUCGCAUACCAUACAAAAUCAUUUACUGUCAAUUUUCGAUAACACUCGCAAAGUGAAAUUCCAUGAUAUUGAAUAUAAUAAAAUGAUGGCGAUUAUAUCCAGUGAGGGUGAAAUGAUACAAUUGGAUCGCGCUAUACGCGCCGAGGGCUCCGUCGAGACAUGGCUAACUCAGUUGCUGGUCACAGCACAGCAGUCAUUGCAUUCGAUUAUCCGCACCGCUUAUGCAACAAUAAAUGAUCCAAAUUUUACAUUGUUGGGAUUUUUAGAAAAAGUCCCAGCGCAAAUUGGCCUUUUAGGUAUACAAAUGAUUUGGACACGCGACGCGGAAAUGGCGCUGAUGCAGGCCAGGCAUGAGAGGAAAGUCAUGUCGGAGACGAAUAAUAAGUUUCUCGAAAUCCUUAACACCCUGAUUGAUCAGACUACAAGAAAUUUGACGAAAAUGGAGCGCACCAACUUCGAAACUCUUAUUACCAUACACGUGCAUCAACGGGACAUAUUCGACAUACUGUGUCGCAUGAAUAUAAAAUCAGCUAACGAUUUCGAGUGGUUGAAACAGUGUCGAUUCUAUUUCAAAGAAGACUUAGAUAAAACUUGGAUUUCAGUGACCGAUGUGACCUUCACCUAUCAAAAUGAGUACCUGGGUUGUACAGAUCGCUUGGUGAUCACGCCGCUCACAGAUCGCUGUUACAUUACCCUGGCCCAAGCAUUAACAUUGAGCAUGGGUGGUGCGCCAUGUGGCCCAGCGGGCACCGGAAAAACAGAGACGGUUAAGGACAUGGGCAAGACGCUGGCUAAGUACGUGGUUGUAUUUAAUUGCUCCGAUCAAAUGGAUUACAGAGGUCUAGGCCGUAUUUACAAGGGCUUGGCUCAAUCGGGCACGUGGGGCUGUUUUGAUGAAUUCAAUCGCAUCGAACUUCCCGUUUUGUCGGUAGCCGCGCAACAAGUUGCCGUUGUAUUGACAGCCAAAAAGGAGAAAAAGAAAACAUUUAUCUUCACAGAUGGCGAUACAAUCGAGAUGAAUCCUGAAUUUGGCAUUUUUAUAACAAUGAAUCCUGGUUAUGCUGGCCGGAAGGAACUACCUGAAAAUUUAAAGAUACAAUUUCGCACUGUCGCCAUGAUGGUGCCAGACAGACAAAUAAUUAUACGCGUCAAGUUGGCGUCCUGCGGCUUUUUAGAAAAUAUUACAUUGGCCCGCAAGUUUUAUACGCUUUAUAAGUUAUGCGAGGAGCAAUUGACAAAGCAGGUGCAUUACGAUUUUGGCUUGCGAAAUAUUUUAUCGGUACUGCGUACGUUAGGCGCGGCCAAACGGAGGAACUCAAAGGAUGGCGAGAGUACGAUUGUGAUGCGGGUCCUGCGCGAUAUGAAUUUAUCUAAGCUGAUCGACGAGGAUGAACCGUUAUUCAUGUCGCUUGUGUCGGAUUUGUUUCCCAAUCAGACACUCGAAAAGACCAAUUAUCCAGAGCUGGAAGCAGCAAUUGCACAGCAGACUGAAGAAGAAAGUUUGGUCUACCAUCCUCCAUGGGUUCUUAAGCUCAUUCAGCUAUAUGAGACCCAGACUGUACGACAUGGCAUCAUGACAUUGGGUCCCAGUGGCGCGGGCAAGACGACAUGCAUCCAUACCCUUAUGAAGGCACUCACGCAAAUGGGUGAUAAUCAUCGUGAGAUGCGCAUGAAUCCAAAGGCUAUAACGGCAGCUCAAAUGUUUGGACGUUUGGAUGUAGCUACCAACGAUUGGACCGACGGUAUAUUUUCGGCAUUGUGGCGGAAAACACUGAAACUGAAAAGUGGAGAGCAUGUAUGGCUCGUACUCGACGGUCCGGUCGAUAGUAUUUGGAUUGAGAAUUUGAAUUCGGUAUUGGAUGAUAAUAAAACAUUGACCUUGGCAAAUGGUGACCGUCUUACGAUGGCGCCAACAGUAAAAAUUAUUUUCGAGCCACAUAACAUAGAUAACGCCUCACCUGCAACGGUGUCACGUAAUGGCAUGGUUUAUAUGAGUUCCUCAGGAUUGGAUUCCAGACCGAUUGUGCAAGCUUGGCUCAAGAACAGAGCACCUGGCGAAAAGUCGGUAUUUUGGAAUCUCUUCGAGCAGACUUUCGUACAAGUUUACAAUUGGGGCACGCAAAAUCUGAAGUUGUUGAUGUCGGUGCUGCAAUGCAAUAUAGUCGGUCAGAUGCUGUCGAUUCUGGAGGGCUUAGUGCCGGUUAAAAAGGAGGAAGAGCAGGCAGUGAGUCUGUCAAGUAAAGAAACGAACGACGACGAGCUUCCGGAGGAACCGGCGGUGGAAGAAAAAGAAGACACUUGCACACCUGAACAUUUGCAUCGACUGUACAUCUUCGCGUUGGCUUGGGGUCUCGGAGGAUAUCUUAGCGCUGUUGAUCGGAAACGUUUGGACCUGUACGUUAAAGAAGCUUUCCCGCAGCUAGACUACGCCCCGUCUACAGCUAGUGAAAAUAGCAUAUUCGAUUUCUUCGUAUCUGAAACAGGCCAAUGGCAGGCAUGGAAGACACUGGUUACACCGUAUAUGUACCCUGAGAUAUCUACACCAGAUUACCUGAACAUUCUAGUGCCGAUCGUCGACAAUGUACGCAUGGAUUACCUAAUUGCUACCAUAGCGAAUCAGGAACGUGCCGUAAUGUUGAUCGCCGAACAGGGCACGGGCAAAACGGUUAUUAUGAAGAAUUUUAUGAGAAAAAUGAAUCCUGAGUCUUAUAUGGGACGAUCCUUUAAUUUUUCAUCUGCGACCAGUCCAUAUCAGUUUCAGCGCACAAUCGAAAGUUACGUUGAGAAGCGUGUGGGCGUCACAUUUGGUCCACCUGGCGGACGUAAGUUGAUUGUAUUUAUUGAUGAUGUAAAUUUACCGGAAAUCAAUGAGUGGGGCGACCAAGUGACGAACGAGAUCGUGCGUCAGAGCAUGGAUAUGAAAGGCUUCUACAGUUUGGAAAAGCCUGGUGACUUCACAACAGUUGUGGAUGUGCAGUAUGUCGCUGCAAUGGGUUUGCCGGGAGGUGGUCGCAAUGACAUACCCUCGCGUUUGAAGAGACAGUUUUGUGUAUUCAAUUGUAAUAUUCCGGACGACGAUUCGAUUGAUAAAAUAUUUCGUGUCAUUGGUGAGGGGCACUACAACGCGAAGCGUGGCUUUGCACCGGAAGUGCGCAGUCUGGUGAAAAAAUUGAUUGUGAUAACUCGUCAUUUGUGGCAAAAAACGCGUGAGAAACUUUUGCCCACGCCAGCGAAAUUUCAUUAUGUUUUCAGCUUGCGCGAUCUGUCCAGAAUUUGGCAAGGCAUGGUGGGUACCUUGUCCACUGUAAUUACGGCAGACAGUGUGCUGAUGUCACUGUGGAAACACGAAUGUUCACGAGUGUUUGCGGAUCGUUUCACUACAUUCCAGGAUAAGGAGUGGUUCAGUUCGGAGUUAGCUUGUUUGGUGCGCGAAGAGCUUGGUGAGGCUUAUUCGCUGAUGAUUAUUCCAAACCCGGUGUUUGUCGACUUUAUGCGCGAUGCACCUGAGCCAACGGGUGAGGAGGGAGAGGAUGCUGAUAUGGAGUUGCCGAAGGUCUACGAACCGGUGAAUUCUCAUGAAGUACUCCGGGAGCGUCUCGUUAUGUUCCUCGCACAGUUCAAUGAAAUGGUACGAGGCUCUGGGAUGGAUCUGGUCUUCUUCCCAGAUGCUAUGCUGCAUUUGGUGAAGAUUUCUCGAAUCAUUCGGCAUCCGAGGGGGAACGUCAUGCUUGUCGGGGUCGGUGGAUCGGGUAAACAAUCGUUAACGAAAUUGGCAUCAUUUAUAGCUGGCUACAAAACAUUCCAAAUUGCUUUGACACGUUCCUACAAUGUGGCCAAUUUUUUGGAGGACUUAAAAUUAUUAUAUCGCACCUGUGGUGUCCAAGGCAAGGGUACAACAUUUCUAUUUACCGAUAUGGACAUCAAAGAAGAGGGAUUCCUUGAAUACCUCAAUAAUAUAUUAUCGUCGGGUGUGAUAUCAAAUCUUUUCUCACGAGACGAACAAGCUGAAAUCGUACAAGAAUUGACUCCGGUUAUGAAACGAGAAAAUCAACGCAAAACAGCGACCCCGGAAAGUGUGAUGGAGUUUUUCUUGGCCCGCACUUGCGCCAAUCUUCAUGUGGCCUUUUGUUUCUCGCCGGUCGGUGAGACCUUCCGAUCGAGGGUGCAACGUUUUCCGGCACUGGUGUCCGGCUGCACCAUCGAUUGGUUUCAGCCGUGGCCAAAGGAUGCACUCGUCUCGGUGGCAAGACACUUUCUGAGUGACUUUGAAAUUGAGUGUACACCGGCCGUGAAAGAAGAGUUGGUCAACGCACUUGGCUCUAUACAAGACAUCGUGGCCGAAACCUCGUUGGAAUACUUUCAGCGUUUCAGACGAGCGACGCAUGUAACACCAAAAUCAUAUUUAAACUUUAUUGCUGGUUAUAAAAACAUUUAUCAGCAAACACAGAAAGAGUUACGUGACGGCGCAGAAAAGAUGGACACUGGGUUGGAGAAAUUGAAAGAAGCAUCCGCCUCUGUUGAGAUACUAAAAAAAGAUCUGGUGGUAAUGGAGGAAGAGCUAGUGGAGGCCUCCAAAAAUGCCGAAUCUGUACUGGUGGAAGUGACAGAGAGAGCAAUGCAGGCAGAAAUCGUAAAGAAUCAAGUGCUAAUUGUUAAGGAUAAAGCCGAAGCGCUAGUAGCUUGCAUAGCACACGAGAAAGCGCUUGCAGAGGAGAAGUUGGAGGCAGCCAAGCCCGCGCUGGAAGAGGCCGAAAUGGCAUUGAAUACUAUUAAGCCGGCGCAUAUUGCGACGGUGCGCAAGUUGGGUCGACCGCCACACCUGAUUAUGAGAAUAAUGGAUUGCGUGUUAAUCUUGUUCAAGAGAAAACUGCAUCCCUGUAUACCAGACUCCGGUACACCGUGUCCGAAGCCGUCUUGGCAAGAAUCUCUGAAGAUGAUGGCAAGCACCACAUUUUUGCUACAGCUACAGAACUAUCCAAAGGACACAAUAAAUGACGAAAUGAUUGAUUUGCUUCAGCCGUACUUUCGCAUGGAGGACUACAACAUGGACAUGGCGAGGCGGGUUUGUGGAGACGUGGCCGGUUUGUUGUCAUGGACAAAGGCUAUGUCGUUCUUUCAUAGUGUAAAUAAGGAAGUGCUGCCCCUAAAGGCCAAUUUGACUAUGCAAGAGGCGCGGUUAAAGUUGGCCAUGGAUGACUUGGCUGGUGCUGAGGAGCAGCUGCGUGAGCGGGAAGAGGCACUUCAGGCUGUAAAAGACCAAUAUGACAAAGCCGUAGGCGAGAAACAAAGGCUCACCGACGCUGCCAAUGUGUGUUUACGAAAAAUGACUGCAGCCACGGCAUUAAUUAAUGGGCUCUCAGAUGAGAAGCAUCGCUGGACCAAUCAGAGCAAAGAGUUCAAGAUACAACUGGGCAAGUUGGUUGGUGAUGUAUUGCUGGCGACAGGAUUUCUCUCGUAUUGCGGUCCAUAUAAUCAGGAGUUUCGUGCUAAUUUAAUCAGAACAUGGAUGGGUAUCCUCAAACACAAGAAUAUACCCUUUACGACAGGCUUAAAUAUCAUUAAUAUGCUCGUUGAUUCAUCGACGGUCUCGGAGUGGACUUUGCAAGGGCUGCCAAAUGAUGAGUUGUCGGUACAAAAUGCCUUGAUUGCGACCAAAUCUAGCAGCUAUCCACUGCUGGUCGAUCCUCAGACGCAAGGGAAACUUUGGAUAAAAUCGAAAGAGGGCGAUAAUGAAUUACAAAUCACGUCCUUAAAUCACAAAUAUUUUCGUACACAUUUAGAAGACUCACUGUCGCUGGGACGACCGCUACUCAUUGAGGACGUCGGCACCGAGCUGGAUCCAGUGCUCGACAAUGUGUUGGAGAAGAACUUCAUCAAGUCGGGUAGCAUAGAGAAGGUCUUGGUGGGCGACAAGGAGUGUGAUGUAAUGCCAGGGUUUAUGCUCUACAUAACUACGAAGCUGCCAAAUCCGGCAUUCAGUCCCGAGAUAAGUGCUAAAACUUCCAUAAUAGAUUUCACCGUCACAAUGCGCGGUCUUGAAGAUCAACUUUUAGGACGAGUGAUUCUGAUGGAAAAAUCUGAUCUCGAAGCAGAACGCGUGGCACUCUUCGAAACAGUCAUGACGAAUCAACGUAAAAUGAAGGAAUUGGAAGCAAAUUUGUUGUACCGCUUGAGUUCAUCACAAGGAUCGUUGGUGGAUGACGAAGCUUUGAUUGAGGUAUUACGUGUUACAAAAACCACAUCGGAAGAGGUUAAUCAAAAAUUGAAAAUUUCCGAAGUCACCGAACGAAAAAUAAUGAAGGCUCGCGAAGAAUUCCGUGCCGUGGCAGCACGCGGCUCAGUUUUAUAUUUUCUCAUUGUUGAGAUGAGCAAUGUCAAUGUCAUGUAUCAGAACUCUCUGAAACAGUUUUUAGUUAUAUUCAAUAAUUCGAUUACAAAAUCGGUUAAGUCGAAUGUGACCGAAGAGAGAAUACAGAUUAUCCUACGGUAUCUCACAUAUGAGGUCUACAAGUUUACCAAUCGCAGUUUAUAUGAGCGACACAAGCAGUUGUUCACCUUGAUGUUGGCUAUUAAAAUCGACUACCAUAACGGUAAUGUGACUCAUGAGGAAUUUAUGUCAUUUGUCAAAGGCGGCGCUUCGUUGGAUCUAAAUGGGGUCACGCCAAAACCGUUCCGUUGGAUCUUGGACAUAACUUGGUUGAAUUUGGUGGAGAUAAAUAAAUUGGAAACGUUUUCAAAUGUUUUGACUCUGAUUGAAUUAAAUGAAAAGGAAUGGCGUGCUUGGUACGAAGCCGAAAAGCCAGAGAACGAGGAAAUCCCUUGUGGCUACCAAGAAUCGUUGGAUGGCUUCAGAAAGUUGUUGCUGGUGCGUUCAUGGUGUCCGGAUCGUACGAUUUCACAAGCAAAAAAAUACAUAGAAGAGUCUUUGGGUCCUGAGUACAGUGAGAUGCAGAUAUUAGAUCUUGAAGUAACAUGGGCUGAGUCCGAACCACGCACACCAUUCGUUUGCUUGCUGUCUAUUGGUUCCGAUCCUACCACACAAAUUGCGGCUUUAGCCAAGCAAAAGGGAAUACCUUUGAAAUCGGUUUCCAUGGGCCAGGGUCAAGAAUUCCACGCACGCAAAAUGAUAAUGGACUCAAUGUCCGGCGGUGGUUGGGUGUUACUGCAGAAUGUUCAUCUCUCAUUGCCGUUCUGCUCGGAGGUCAUUGAUAUGCUAGUGGAGACAGAACACAUCGACGACACAUUCCGUAUGUGGGUGACCACAGAACCACAUGCAGAUUUCCCAAUCGGCUUACUUCAAAUGGCUAUAAAAUUCACCAAUGAGCCACCUCAAGGCAUACGAGCCAGUCUCAAACGCAGCUACCAGGCUUUCACUCAGGACUUUCUGGACUAUACCGCGGCGUCACAAUGGCCACCACUACUUUAUACUGUAGCAUUUUUGCACACAAUCGUUCAGGAGCGUAGGAAAUUCGGUCCACUUGGCUGGAAUAUACCGUAUGAGUUUAAUCAGGCAGACUUUGCGGCGAGCGUGCAAUUCAUACAGAAUCACUUGGAUGAAAUGGAUCCGAAGAAGGGUGUCUCUUGGCAAACACUUGUCUAUAUGAUUGGAGAGGUGCAGUAUGGUGGUCGCGUGACUGACGAUUUCGAUAAGAGGCUGCUGACCACAUUCACCGCGGUGUGGUUUUGCGAGGGACUUUUGAGCAACUCAUUCGAAUUCUACAAAGGAUACAAAGUGCCGAAUACGAAAAAUUUGCAGGGAUUCGUUGACUAUAUAAACAGUUUGCCAGCUUAUGACACACCAGAAGUGUUUGGUUUGCAUUCUAAUGCUGACAUCACGUACCAGAUUAAUUCGGCAAAAGGCAUUUUGGAUACGAUAUUAAGCGUACAACCGAAGGAGGGCGGUGGUGGUGGUGGCGAGACACGCGAGAGUAUUGUCUAUCAGCUUGCCGACGACAUGCUGCGCAAGCUACCCGCACAGUAUAACGCUUACGAAGUGCGUGAGAACUUACUCCGUAUGGGAAUUUUGCUGCCGAUGAAUAUCUUUCUCAGGCAAGAAAUUGAUCGCAUGCAGAAAGUGAUUAAGAAGGUGUACACUUGCUUGUGUGACCUGAAGUUGGCAAUUGAUGGCACAAUUGUGAUGAGUCCUGCAUUGAAGGAGUCCUUGGAUGCUAUGUAUGAUGCACGCAUACCCGAGUCCUGGAUGAAGAUAUCCUGGGAAUCGACAACUUUGGGCUUUUGGUACACUGAGCUACUGGAACGUAAUGGACAAUUUCGCACUUGGAUAUCGACAGAUCGACCAAAGGUAUUUUGGAUGACGGGAUUCUUUAAUCCUCAAGGAUUUUUAACAGCUAUGCGUCAAGAAGUGACACGCGCACACAAAGGCUGGGCACUGGACUCGGUGGUGUUGCAAAAUCAAAUAACACGCUAUAAUAAGGAAGACAUCUCCGAAUACCCAACCGAAGGUGUCUACGUGCAUGGCCUUUUUUUGGAAGGUGCUUCGCUGGAUCGACGCAGUGGCAAAUUGGUGGAGUCCAAGAUGAAAGUGCUCUACGAACAAAUGCCCGUUAUUUACAUUUACGCCAUAAACACUACCGCCGGUAAGGACCCAAAGCUCUAUGAGUGCCCAAUCUAUCGCAAACCGCAGCGCACUGAUGCCAAAUAUGUUGGAUCCAUUGACUUUGAGACGGAUUUCAAUCCGAAACAUUGGACGUUGCGAGGCGUGGCUCUGCUUUGUGACAUUAAAUAAACGAAACGCCAUGCAGUGCUGAUGUUGACGAGGGUGAGGAGAGGUUGUGCACUGAGAAGAGCAGUAAUGGAAUUGAGGGGCAGUUAUGUUGGCAGUCACGUGUUUCCUGCUUUCAAUUUAAUGUUUACGUGUGUGGUGCAUAUGAAAAAAAUGUAUGUAUGUUUGUACUUUGCAUGUUUGCGUGUAUUCGUAAGUGCCAGUUAUGUGUGAUGUUCAUGGCUUUGUUCUUAAUGUUAGUUUGUAUACAACGUAAUGGAUUUCGUUUACAAUCCAAUAAUAUCCAUCAAAAUGUAAAUGUAUAUACACACACACACACACUUAUAUACUUGUAUCUCGAAAUGAAACCGCGCUGAGAAUUUGUAAAAAAAUAAAAAUAAAAAAUGG
This is a messenger RNA of Ceratitis capitata (Mediterranean fruit fly), 14516 nucleotides long. It is a transcript of the gene Dhc1, whose product is annotated as dynein heavy chain 5, axonemal. Gene Ontology annotation, biological process: microtubule-based movement. The transcript has 36 exons. Gene Ontology annotation, molecular function: dynein light intermediate chain binding; dynein intermediate chain binding; ATP hydrolysis activity. The coding region runs from base 114 to 14132 and encodes 4672 amino acids. The record is from RefSeq and is a predicted model, not a curated record. NCBI's taxonomy places the organism in Eukaryota, Metazoa, Arthropoda, Insecta, Diptera, Tephritidae. Gene Ontology annotation, cellular component: dynein complex.